UUCAUGUAUUUUAAGCGGUUUUUAGUUGUUACUUGUCGCGCGGCUAUAGGUAUAAAACACGUUCAAUUUUUAAUUUUUUUUCGUUAACUGGUUUUACUAGAGGUAGUAGUAGUAUUUAAAGACAAAAGUUCAAAACUAACUUACUGGCAAAAUGGCUCAAGGAAUGGUUUUUGAAGAUAUAUUUAAUGUAAAAGACAUAGAUCCAAAUGGCAAACAAUUUGAUCGAGUGAGCCGUUUGCACUGCGAGAGCGAAUCUUUCAAGAUGGAACUGAUCUUAGAUAUCAACUCAUGGAUUUAUCCUAUGGAUUUGGGUGAUAAAUUCAGACUAGUGUUAGCCACCACAUUACGCGAGGAUGGACAGCCUGACGCUGGCGAUUGGAAUCCCAUAGAAAUGGACCAAAACGGCUGUCGGGCCGACAGUUUCGAGUACGUCAUGUAUGGCAAGAUCUAUCGGAUCGAAGGCGACGACAAGGUGAAGGAGUCGCACAAAAACAAACUUGCCGCCUACGUAUCAUUUGGAGGAUUAUUGAUGCGACUGCUGGGCGAUCCAAACAAUUUACACGGAUUCGAAGUGGACCAAUGCGUUUACCUGCUGAUGAAAAAAUUAGCUUUUUAAAGUUAUCUACAGUUAAGAAGGGGGGCUAUAAUUAUUUUGCUGGAGAUAAAUUAUAUACAUUUUCAUACAAUUAAAAUAUAAGCAUUAUAAAUGUA
Melanaphis sacchari is the source of this 711-nucleotide messenger RNA. It is a transcript of the gene Rpb8, whose product is annotated as DNA-directed RNA polymerases I, II, and III subunit RPABC3. Bases 152 to 616 code for a protein of 154 amino acids. The transcript is spliced from 4 exons. Gene Ontology annotation, biological process: DNA-templated transcription. Gene Ontology annotation, molecular function: DNA-directed RNA polymerase activity. Gene Ontology annotation, cellular component: RNA polymerase I complex; RNA polymerase II, core complex; RNA polymerase III complex. The record is from RefSeq and is a predicted model, not a curated record. NCBI's taxonomy places the organism in Eukaryota, Metazoa, Arthropoda, Insecta, Hemiptera, Aphididae.